AAGAAAAAGAAGUAAAAACAUACCGGAGAAACUACUGCGAGAAAAACUGAAAUUAGCCACGAAUUUCGUUGCAAAUCCGCGGCUAAAUUGCUCAUAGAUAAUAAUAGGUUUUGAUAAUCCAUCAUUAAAUAGAAUUAGUGACCGUUUUUGCUGUUAUAAGCUAGAAUUUGUCCGUAACUAAUUCUUGGAUUUUUAGUUGUUUCGAAACAUGGGAGAUUCUUUCAAGCUUCCAACUUUAGAUUUCUGCCAGGUAGAGCUAAAACCAGGAACACUUGAAUGGUAUUCAUUGAGAGAUGAAGUUUUCAAAGCCUUGCAAGAAUAUGGCUGUUUUGAGGUUUUGUUUGAUAAGGUUCAACCAAAAGUCUUACAUGAAGAGAUGAAAGAGAUUUUCAACUUACCAUUAGAAUUAAAAAUGAGUAGAUCUUCUACCAUGUUUGGUUACCUUGGCCAAAAUCCAGCAUUACCUCUCUAUGAGAGAUUGACAAUUCAGGAUGUUCUUUCUCCUGGAGUUGCUGAAAAAUUUGCUAAUCUUUUCUGGCCAAAUGGGAAACCUACAUUUUGGUAUGUUAAGUUGAUACCAUAUUCUUUAAAUUCUUUUUUAAUGUUAGGAUACUGACUCUGUUUGAUCGUGUUUCUUUUAUAAUGAGGGGAAACUUGACAUUUCAAAAGUUAAAAUUUAGGAAAUUAUGGGACUUAAAAUAUGAUUUCUAAUCAAUUGGUAAAAUUCGAUAGUAUAUUUUUUUGAAAUUAAGCUUAAAACUAUAUUUAUUUAUCUUGUUUUUUGAAGUUAAGUUUACCAAUAUAUUGAUUUAUCCCUACACUCAACCUUUAUGUUUUUCAACCCAAGCCUUGUUACAAAGUAGGUAUUUCAGUUGUGUCUCAUGAAACUUACUUCUUUUAUAAUUUUUUGUCGAAUUCACAGCGUUAUGGUACAUUCCUUCUCAAAGCAAUUAUCAAUGUUAGAAAAGACAAUAAGAAGAAUGGUUGUGGAGAGUUUGGGGUUGGAGAAGUACAUUGAGGAGCAGAAUGAAUCAUCAAACUAUGUACUCAUUGUCAACAAGUAUAGAAAACCUACAAGGGAUGAGAGUGGAAUUGGAUUGGC
This is a messenger RNA of Lycium ferocissimum, 1102 nucleotides long. Its product is annotated as deoxypodophyllotoxin synthase-like. Lineage: Eukaryota; Viridiplantae; Streptophyta; Magnoliopsida; Solanales; Solanaceae. The transcript has a single exon. The coding region runs from base 209 to 616 and encodes 135 amino acids. The record is from RefSeq and is a predicted model, not a curated record.